Molecule: messenger RNA, 5900 nt
Organism: Strigops habroptila (Kakapo)
Lineage: Eukaryota; Metazoa; Chordata; Aves; Psittaciformes; Psittacidae
Product: cullin-associated NEDD8-dissociated protein 1-like
Exons: 14
Coding region: 1391-4810 (1139 amino acids)
Biological process (GO): SCF complex assembly; protein ubiquitination
Cellular component (GO): nucleus
Source: RefSeq, a predicted model, not a curated record
AGAGUGAUGGGAAGGAAAUGCCUGUGUGUCUGUGGAUCAGGCAAUCCAUCUCUGCUGUGUGUUCUUUCAGGUUUAUGGCCACCAAUGACCUGAUGAUGGAACUGCAGAAAGAUUCAAUAAAACUGGAUGAAGACAGCGAGAAAAAAGUUGUGAAGAUGCUUUUGAAGUUGCUGGAGGACAAAAACGGGGAAGUACAGAACCUCGCUGUCAAGUGGUAAGAGCCUUGGCAGCAGUUCCCAUCCUCCCUGGCAGUAACAGAGCUGUCUCAGGCUGCAGAGAGUGCAUGAGAGUGGAGCACGGCCCUGCAGCACUGGCACCUUGCUCAGAGCUCCCUUCGCAGCGUGUCCCACAUGCUGGGCACGGCAGCCUCUUUGCUGGUACAAGCAGUGAGCGUACAGGUCCCUCUGUUGAGGCAAUAGGGGAUUUUGGAAGUAGCUCAGUGUUUAUAUUAUGAAUCUUGCCAUAUUACAAGUAGCAUGACUAAGAUUUUAUUUCUUUGGAGGGAAGCCCAGUUUAAAAUUUGGGGUCACGAAGUUUCUCUCCUUUGAAAUCCAGUGCUGAAUUUCCCAGUGGUCCUGUCUUUGACAGAGAUGUUACUGAACACAUAUAGCCCUUCAAAAACGGCAUUUGAAUUUGAGGCCCAAAUCCUACUCUUCAAGGGCAUUUUCAUUAAAGUUUAUAUUGCACACGGGUUCUUUCCCUGCUCUGAGGACAAGUGCAGCCUGUGCUGCUGCUUUGCCUUGGACAGUUUCAAUAUUUUUUUAAACCCAAAUGGAAAAGGCAGAAGGUUCCUUUACUACUGAAUCACCCGAUGAAGCGAUCCCACUGCUGACAUGUUCUUUCCUGUCUCUUUCCCCCAGUGUUCAUUCUAGAAAUGCAAUUGAAUGGGUCAGUUCACGACAGGGCUCCAGAAAGGUGGGCCACUUAAAGACACCCUUGGGUUCCUGUAUUGUUUUUUACUGUGGAUCUUAUUCACAUUCCCUUCUUUUAUCCAUAUACUGCUUCUAUCCCUGCACUCUCCCUGUUGCCUUUGGCCCUUUCUUUUUGAUUCCUACUGUCCUGACUUUUCCUGGCCCUGUUCCUGUCUCUGCCUGCUUUGGGUUUGUUUAUUCUGUUCAUUAAAGCAAAUGGUUGGGCACCGAACAGAGAUCCAACGUCUUGGUCUGUUUAUCUGUGGUUGCAUUAGCAGUUAAUGUCCAGUCAGUUAUUCCCAGCCAGGUGCAAGGAUCUCUAAGAAGGAGGAAUGUGAUGGUCUGAAGGACACUGGCAGUUGGAUUAGGCCCAAGUGUGGAUCUGUGCAGCCCACAUCAGGACUCAGGAUCUGGGCCCGCUGGUUGGCAAGGUGAAGGAGUAUCAGGUGGAAACCAUCGUGGAUACGCUGUGCACAAACAUGUUGUCAGACAAGGAACAGCUGCGGGAUAUCUCCAGCAUUGGACUGAAAACAGUCAUCUCUGAGCUGCCACCAACUUCUACAGGCUCCACAAUGACAGCAAAUGUGUGCAAAAAGAUCACAGCCCAGCUGACAGGAGCCAUUGGCAAGCAGGAGGAUGUAUCCGUGCAGCUGGAGGCCCUUGACAUCCUGUCAGAUAUGCUGAGCAGACUAGGGGGAACACUCUACUCUUUCCAUUCCUCCAUCCUGAACUGCCUCCUGCCCCAGCUGACAAGCCCCAGGCUGGCAGUACGGAAAAGGGCCAUCAUUGCGUUGGGACAUCUUGUCUUGACCUGCAGCGGAAACAUCUUCUCAGAGCUCACUGAGCAUCUGCUUGCUGAGCUGAAGAGGAAUGAAUCUACUUCUACUACGAGGACAUACAUUCAGUGUGUUGCUGGCAUCAGCAGGCAGGCUGGACAUCGCAUAGGAGAACAUCUGGAGAAGAUAAUUCCUCUGAUUGUUCAGUACUGUAACGUGGAAGAUGAUGAGCUGAGAGAGUAUUGCUUUCAGGCCUUCGAGUCUUUUGUGAGAAGGUGCCCAAAGGAAAUGGACCCUCACAUCCCUAAUGUGAUGGGGUUAUGUUUGAAGUACAUCACCUUUGAUCCAAACUACAACUAUGAUAAUGAGGAGGAGGAAGAGAUGAUGGAAACUGAAAAUGGGGAGGAUGAAGAGCAAGAAAGCGAUGACGAGUACAGCGACGACGACGACAUCAGCUGGAAGGUCCGCAGGUCUGCAGCCAAGUGCCUGGAGGCCGUCGUCAGCAGCAGGCGCGACCUCCUGCAGGACUUCUACAAAACCCUUUCCCCGGUCUUGAUAAGCAGAUUCAAAGAGAGGGAGGAGAAUGUCAAAGCUGACAUCUUCAGUGCUUACAUCUCCUUGCUGAGGCAAACGCUGCCCAUCCAGAGCUGGCUGCACGCAGCCGAUGCCUCAGGCAAAGAUGAUGUUCCUUUGAGGAUGCUUCAGAACCAGGUCCCCAACAUUGUCAAGGCCUUGCACAAGCAGCUCAAAGAAAAGAGCAUCAAAUCUCGACAGGGUUGUUUCAGCCUCCUGACAGAACUGGCCAAUGUUCUUCCCGGUUGCCUGGCAGAUCACGUCCCUGCACUCAUCCCUGGUAUUGUUUUCUCCUUGGCCGAUAAAUCCAGCUCCUCCAACAUGAGGAUCGACACACUAUCUUUCCUUCACGUUCUUCUUUGCAACCACCAGCCGGAGGUAUUCCAUCCUCAUAUCAAAAGCCUGCUACCUCCCGUUGUGACCUGUAUUGGAGACCCCUUUUAUAAGAUCACUUCAGAAGCCCUGCUGGUUACUCAGCAACUUGUGAAAGUUAUCAGGCCUUUGGACAAAUCCUGCACUUUUGAUGCCAAGCCUUACGUGAAGGACCUUUUCCCUGGUACUCUGAAGCGGCUGAAGGCAGCUGACAUCGACCAGGAGGUGAAGGAGCGUGCCAUCUCCUGCAUGGGACAGAUUAUUUACAAUUUGGGAGACCAUUUAAGCACUGAUCUCCAGCCAACCUUGAAGAUAUUUCUGGAGAGGCUCAAAAAUGAAAUCACCAGAUUGACAACAGUCAAGGCAUUAACCUUAAUUGCUAGUUCUCCACUUAAAAUAGAUUUGAGACCCAUUCUAGGGGAAGGUUUCCCCAUUCUAGCUUCCUUCCUGAGAAAGAAUCAACGUGCCUUGAAACUGAGCACCCUGACUGCCCUGGACAUCCUGGUGAAGAACUACAGUGACAGCCUCAAGCCUGCCAUGAUAGAGUCUGUCCUGGCGGAGCUCCCUGCUUUAAUCACUGAGAACGACAUGCAUGUUUCCCAGGUGGCUGUCAUGUUCCUUACUACUUUGGCUCAGGUUUAUCCAUCCUGCAUCUCUAAGAUCAGCAGCUCAGUUCUUGCUGAAAUCCUGCAGCUCAUCCACUCGCCUUUGCUUCAGGGAGGGGCUCUGAACGCCAUCAUAGACUUCCUCCAUGCUCUGGUGCUGACGAAGGCGGCCCCUGUGGGGUACGCGGAGCUGCUGAAGCAGCUGACUGCGCCCAUUUACUGCUCCGGCGCAGCCGGGGCUCCGGCGUUACACAAACAGGCCUAUUACUCUGUUGCCAAGUGCGUGGCAGCCCUCUCCUCUGCCUGCCCCAAGGAAGCCCCUGCCACAGUGAACCAGUUUAUCCAGGAUGUAAAGACCCCCAAGUCCAGCUCUGCUGUGAAGGUGCUGGCUUUCCUCUCACUGGCAGAGAUGGGGCGCACCACCAACCUCAGUGCUCAGCGGGAGCUCAGAACUGUCAUCCUGGAAGCAUUCACGUCCAGCAGCGAAGAGGUGAAAUCUGCCGCUUCCUACGCGCUGGGGAACGUCAGCAUUGGGAAUCUUAAGGAGUAUCUUCCCUUCAUGCUGAAAGAGAUCGGAAGCCAGCCCAAGAGGCAGUACCUCCUGCUGCACUCUCUGAAAGAAGUGAUCAGUGCCUCCCCAGCCGAUGGCCUCAAACCCUACGUGGAGGAUAUCUGGGCUCUGCUUUUCAAGCACUGUGAGUGCACAGAGGAGGGGACGCGCAACGUGGUGGCCGAGUGCUUGGGGAAGCUGACUCUGGUGAAUCCUUCUGAGCUGCUGCCCCGGCUCAAAAACCAGCUGCCAUCAGGCUCUCCCCAUGCCCGGAGCACGGUCGUGACUGCAGUCAAAUUCACAAUUGCAGACCAACCUCAGCCCAUCGAUGCCCUCCUGAAAGGCUGCAUAGGUGACUUCUUAAAAACUCUCCAGGACCCGGACCUGAACGUUCGACGGGUGGCUUUAGCCUUGUUUAAUUCUGCUGCUCACAACAAACCGUCUCUAAUCCGUGAUCUGCUCCCUGCCGUUCUCCCCAGCCUGUACAACGAAACGAAGGUCCGACGGGAGCUCAUCCGGGAGGUAGAAAUGGGCCCAUUCAAGCACACAGUGGAUGAUGGCCUUGACGUGAGGAAAGCUGCUUUUGAAUGUAUGUACACACUGCUGGAAAGCUGCCUCGACCGACUGGAUAUCUACGAGUACCUGAACCAUGUGGAGGAUGGACUGAAGGAUCACUACGACAUUCGGAUGCUGACUUUCAUCAUGCUGGCUCGGCUGUCCACGCUCUGCCCCAGCGCCGUGCUGCAGCGGCUCGAGCGACUGGUUGAGCCGCUCCGGGCAACCUGCUCCACAAAGGUUAAAGCCGGUUCUGUGAAGCAGGAGUUUGAGAAGCAGGAUGAGCUGAAGCGAUCUGCCAUGAGAGCCGUGGCUGCUCUCCUGACCAUCCCUGAAGUAGAAAAAAGUCCAGUGAUGGCUGAGUUUUCAUCUCAGAUCAGAUCCAGUCCUGAAAUGGCAUCACUCUUUGAGAGCAUUCAGAAGGAUUCUGCCUCCCUCCCCACCUCAGAGUUGAUGGACAUGAGCUAAGGUCUGCCCAUUUACUCUGCCACCUUCCUGCCCUCGCUGUGCAGUUACCCAACAGAUACCCUGAUGGGACAAGGAGGAUGAGGAACACCAUCGAGCUGGGCUCUGCUUUAGCAGCCACUUGCAAGUCACUGGGCACUGACAGGAGAAAAAGUCUGAUCCUAGCAGCACCAGACACUUCACUGACUGCAGGGAGAGACACGAGAUGAGGGAACUGAACCGUCCUUACACAGGGGAGGGGUGAGGAGUAUCCUCCUGUUUUUAAGGAGUGUACAAAGCAAUUGAAAUUGAGCGUGGUUCCAUGGAAAAUGGGAACUAUUUCCUGAAAUAUUUCCCCUUACUGCGGGACGAAUAGUUUAAAAUGUUGUGGGUGUUUUUUGACCACUGCACAUGCACUUUCUACCCCAAAUCGCCUGAAGAAUGUAUUUGUAUUGUUUCACUAAACAGGGCUAAGAACUAGCAGUCAUGCCUGUAAUUAGCAGUGAGCACCACAACCACAGGCCCUGCUUCGACAGGAGACCUGCAGGACGCACUGCAGGAGCUGUGUGGGGUUCCUUGCCCAGCCUCAGCUCCCACCGUGGCACCAGCAGCUCAUGUUCCUGCUCAUUUGGCUGCAAAUACCUCAACCAGCUGUCUUUGGAGCAAGACAGUUUGUGUUACAGUAAAAACCUUGCACUAGGCUUGUCUCUGCAUUUAACACUGCCUUGUCUUUCCCCCUUGAGCAGCUCGGUGUUUGUGUUGUGACCAGCCACAAACAGCAGCUGGAGAGCUGGUGCUUGGUAUUUCACUGACACAGAAGAGGGGUAACAGUAGCCAGAGGUGUAAGCUCAUGCGCAGCCCCACCAACCCUCUGUCAUUUGAAAACUUAAGUUUGUGGCUGUCAUGGUCAGACCCCACAAUUCAGAGAGGAACUAAGUGGCCUUAAGGGACAGGGUGUGGAAAGGCCUCCAUGACGCACUGCUUGUGGCCCUGGAGCUGUAGUGAGCUUUCAUUUCUCCCUUUAUGACAGAGUGGUUGGUGUGAAAAAUAUUUAUAGCGUGUGAAAGACCAUCCAUUGUUUGAGUGGUGUAAAAAAUAAACCUGUGCUUGUGAG